AUGGGGUUUAUACUUAAAGGUAUUUUCGGUUUGGCUCUAGCGUUUUUAGGGUAUUUGUUUUAUGCGAAAUUAUGUAAGGUACCCGAAGUUCCCCAUUUUCCAGAAGAUACUUGGUGGGGUAAAAGCGAGCCUGUUAAAGAAGAUACUAGCAUUAAACCAUUUAAAAUAAAUGUGUCAAAAGAGAUUUUAGAUGAUCUCAAGCAUAGACUGGAUAUUGCUUUACCUAUGCAACCACCAUUAAACGGUGUGGGGCAACAUUAUGGCAUGAACUCGAAUUUAUUGCAAAAAAUCGUCAACCAUUGGAAAAACAAAUAUAAUUGGUCAGAAAGGCAAAAGUUUUUAAACCAAUACCCCCAAUACACCACUCAAAUCCAAGGACUCGAUAUCCAUUUUCUCCAUGUAAAGCCAAAAGUAGAUAAGGCUUCAAAUGUUAAAGUUCUUCCUUUGAUGCUGCUUCAUGGAUGGCCCGGCUCGGUUAGGGAGUUUUACGAGGUAAUCCCGUUACUAACUAAACCACAAAAAGGGCGGAAUGUCGUAUUUGAAGUCAUCAUUCCAAGUUUGCCAGGGUAUGGAUUUUCAGAGGCUACCAACAAGCCUGGCAUGAAUGCGGCUAGGAUGGCACAAAUUUUCAAAAAACUUAUGGAUAGAUUGGGACAUAAGAAAUUUUAUGUACAAGGUGGUGACUGGGGUAGUUCCGUUGCAACUUACCUAACUAUCCUAUACCCAGCUAGUUUAUUUGGUACCCAUUUGAAUUUUUGUCUGUGCCUUUCAAAUAUGUGCUCCUUGAAAUUGUGGCUGCUAGGAUCAACAUUCCCUUCGCUGAUCGCCACAGAAGAAGAAAUUCCGUUGUUCACGCCAGUCGGUGAAAAAUGGUUUACAGACAAAAUGUUGGAGUCUGGAUAUUUGCACAUUCAAGCUACCAAGCCUGAUACUGUGGGUACAGCGUUGAGAGAGAGUCCAGUGGGGCUUGCAGCCUAUAUUAUAGAAAAAUUCACUACCUGGACUAAUCCAGAAUGGAAGGAUCUUGAAGAUGGAGGCCUCACUAGAAAAUUCACUUACGAUCAGUUACUAGACAAUGUAAUGAUUUAUUGGGUCACCAGAUCCAUUACCACAUCACAGAGGCUCUAUUCUGAACAGUUCAAUCAUAAAUUUAGAGCUUUAGGAUUUGAUAAUAUACCAACACCCGCUGAAGUUCCAAUUGGUUGUGCCAAUUUCAAACAUGAAAUCGUUCAGCAACCAGAAUCGCUAUUGAGAUUGAAGUACUUGAAUCUACAACAUACAAACAGUUACAAUGACGGUGGUCAUUUUGCAGCGUUUGAGCUCCCGGAUAUGUUCUCUAAUGAUAUUUAUGAAUUUGUUGAGAAAAUUAAUGAUAAAUAAAUACUUUUUUAUUUUGUGUAUUUC
Messenger RNA from Ceutorhynchus assimilis (cabbage seed weevil), 1404 nucleotides. NCBI's taxonomy places the organism in Eukaryota, Metazoa, Arthropoda, Insecta, Coleoptera, Curculionidae. The record is from the annotation of a GenBank genome assembly.